This is a messenger RNA of Trichomycterus rosablanca, 3202 nucleotides long. It is a transcript of the gene eif4e3, whose product is annotated as eukaryotic translation initiation factor 4E family member 3. Lineage: Eukaryota; Metazoa; Chordata; Actinopteri; Siluriformes; Trichomycteridae. The record is from RefSeq and is a predicted model, not a curated record. The transcript is spliced from 7 exons. Bases 186 to 857 code for a protein of 223 amino acids. Gene Ontology annotation, cellular component: eukaryotic translation initiation factor 4F complex. Gene Ontology annotation, biological process: translational initiation. Gene Ontology annotation, molecular function: RNA 7-methylguanosine cap binding; translation initiation factor activity.
GCUAACACGCACACUCUGAGCUCGGCGGCUGGUUGUUGUUGUUUUGGCGGUGACGCGGCGGAGCAGCCGGCCGAACAGCAAAUGAGUCAGCAGCACAGACAGCGUCGCUUUCCUCAGAUGUGCCAAUAAAACCAGCUGCCUGGGCCAAACAUUUAACGUCUAUUUAGCGAAAUAUUGUUUAAAAAAUGGCGGCACCCGCAGCCCCAAAUCUGCAGCCGAACGCGGGAAGACGAAACAGCCCUGUAAGCUCUGCCGAGAACAUUCACAUCGACGAGAAAGAACUGGAAAACAUCACGAAUAACGUCGAGGACGGAACCUCUCUCCCUCUUCAUUCUCCGUGGACCUUCUGGCUGGACAAAUCAUUACCAGGAACAACAGCAGCAGAGUGUGAAUCGAACCUGAAAAAGAUCUAUACAGUACACACUGUUCAGAGCUUUUGGAGUGUGUAUAACAACAUCCCUCCAGUGUCCUGCCUACCUCUGAGGUGUAGCUACCACUUAAUGCGAGGAGAAAGAAGACCACUAUGGGAGGAGGAAAGUAAUGCAAAGGGAGGUGUGUGGAAGAUGAAGGUACCAAAAGAAAACACAUUAGCUGUAUGGAAAGAGUUACUUCUGGCUACUAUUGGUGAACAGUUUGCUGACUAUUGUGCGUCAGAGGAUGAAGUUGUUGGUGUAAGUGUCAGCGUGCGAGACAGAGAGGACGUAGUUCAGGUUUGGAAUGGAAAUGCAUGUUUCGCUAACGAGGCAAACGUCCUAGGAAAAAUCUAUGAACUCCUUCCUCAGAUAUCAUUUAAAGCAGUAUUUUAUAAACCGCACGAGGAGCAUCACGCAUUCGAAGGCGGUCGUUCAAGACAUUAGCGGACUUUGCACAUUCAAUGCUGUUUCCUUUUCAGCAUCAUGUCCUUUGACUGACUUUAGAAAAUAGACUGAAAAGGAACAAGGAAAAACGAAAACAGCCUGAUCAGAAGUGUUUUCUCUAUUUUACCUUACAGGAACUGAAUUCAAUCAUGUUACAGCUCUGUAUUAAUUUUAGACAUUUUUAAUUUAGGCAACAUGUAUUUUUGCUCUUUCUAAUCAUUAUUUGACAUGAGGUUGUUGGGUAAGAUCUUAAUAGUUCACAUGCACGUAGCAAGUGAAAUAUUUUUUUAUCACCACAACAAUGUUGCCAUGACAUGUUUGUGGUUUUUUUUCUUUCAUUUGUUUCAUUAUUGAUGUUACCUAUCGACCUAAAUUCUGUUUGUAAAAGCAUGUUGUCUUUGUAUUGGAAAAUUUCUUAAACCACAAACAUUUAGGUAUUUUUGGUUAGAAAAUAGUUCCGGGGCUUCUAGAGUUUUUAUGCAGGCAUUGCACAUUUUUUUAUGGCAUAAAUUCCAGACUUAACCCUGUUUGUCACCUUACUAAUGUAUAAAAUGUAACUCAAUAAUAAAGUGUACACACUUUAUUAUUGUCCUAGAAAGGGGAGUCUAUUAUGCAGUAGGCUGCUUACAUAGUUCUACAGUGCUAAUCUGGAAAGAACUAAAAUGAAUUUAUUACCUUUGUUUGUAAGUUUUGGGAACAUAUUUUGUUGAUUUUAUGAAUAUAACCCCUGCAGCAAACUAUUUCAAAAUAUGAUACGUUUGUGUAAAUAUUUUUUUCCCUACAUUUAAAAAUCUACAUUUAUUUUUAGCGUGUGCAACUAUUUGGACACCCUAAUAGGCCAGUGCUUAGUAGAACUCUCUUUGGUAAAGAUCACUACUUGCCAACUGCUUUUUGUAGCCAAGCAGGAGUCUUUUUAAUCCUGUUUCAGGUUUUUGUUGGUUCUUCAGAUACUUUGACUGAAUUUUUGCUUUGGCACAGUUUUUAUGCCAGAUGCCUUUUCUGACACAACUGUCCUAUCUAUCUGGGCUUGGGACCAGCACUAAGAGUGCACAGAUGUGUGCAAGAGUCAGGAGUUUAAAGAAUCAGGAAUGUUUUCACUGAUUUUUUUAAUGACAAUUCUAAACAUGCUUGAUGAAUUAUACUUUUUUCACUACUUUAUCCUGGUCAGGGAUGUGGUGGAUCCAAUUUCCCAGAAUCAGUGGGCACAAUGCAGAAACACACCCAGGACAGGAUACCAAUCCAGCACAGGGCAUUGGUCAUUUAUCCCAUCAGACAUAGACGAUAGCAGCGCUGGGGAUUCGAAUUCCUACAACAGUGGGUUAGCGCAAUUUGUUGCUGUGCUUGAAUGGCGAUAAUAAUGUGAAAUGUAAAAUAACUUAAUAUUAGCAGAAUGUUUUUUUUAAUAGUUUGCUGCGAUAAGUAUUUAUGUUUUUUGCAUUUAAAAAAAAUCAACAAAAUAUGUUUGGCUUGAUUUGCCCUGCUUUUAGAAUUUUUCCUACAGCUAUGGUAAUUUGUGUGCUGGUUAUACACCCCUCUCUAUAGCCAUGUUGUGGAAUUGGUAUCUUUAUAAAUUUGGUUUUAUGCUUUAUUAAGUUUUUGAACGAUUGAUGAACGACUGCUGUCGGAAUACUUGCUUUCUAACAAGACUGUGUCUAGUAUGUUAUUAUGAAACUGACAAAACCUGUGUAUACAUUUGAGCAGAUUGAAUGUGUUUGGUUUUAAUGCACCAAAGACAUUUUCACCUCCACCACCAUGCUGUAAACAUCUGAAAGCAUGUCCUCAUCUAUGAUUUAAUACGGCACAUUGGAGGCAAUGUCUAAAGAAUUACAGCAAGUGUAUUUACAUUUUGUCAGUGUUUCAGUCUUUUAAGACUAACUAAUUUUAAACCAUCGGUUUUACUGUUUCGAACGAUCAUUUUAAUAUUUGUUAAAAUUGAAAGCUAUAAUACAAUUUAGAUUUACUAAUGUGAAAAAGCACUAAAAGCACAAUUAUAAUUUUGCCCUGUAAAUUGGACGUGGAAUAUGUGCAUGCAGUUGGUCAUUUAUAUAAGCAGCUUUUCCUGUGUACCAUGAAUCUUUUUAUGAGAUGUGAGUACAGAAAUGGGGAUGUUUAUUUUUUUGGGUGGGGAUGGUACAUUUUCAUCAGUAAAUCCAGGUUUCCUGGUCAGAAUGUGAGACCUCAAGACUGAUUGUCAUUUUCUGUAAAGGUGCCUUGUGUUUCCCAGGGUUUAACCAUAGAAUUUUUUGUUUUAUCUCUGUGUAUUUAAUCAGUUAUAAUGUAAAUUGUUUUUGCUUAUAGGUUUUGAACAUUGAAUAAAGAAGAUGCUACUUUUAAUGACAUUGAAA